AUGAAUUCCAACGCAGGAGCUCCCCCAGGGACUCCCGCCGAGGAGCAUGCCAACCACACAGCGCCAGUCGAAGCGAGCCAGGCUGGAGAGGCCCAGGCGAGCGAGGACGCCAACGACCAGGACCCCGACGACCACGGGCACGGAGACCACGACGGCAACGACGACGGCUCCGACAACGGUCGCGACAGUGACAAUCCCAGCGAGUUUGGCAACCAUAGCGACCUCAGCAACGAUAGUGACAACGACUAUGUCUACAACUUCCACGAGGAGCCUGAAACAGAGCCCUUCGCGCAGCCAGACAAUGACGGCGCAGGCAGCGGUGACCUGUUCACGCAGGCAAGCGACGACCAUGCCACCAUCCACUCGACGGUCUAUGUGCGUCAGCGAACCGGAGAGGACCAUGGCAGCCGUGCAAACGGCGAUUCUGCACCCGUAGAAACAAUUGUAGACAGUUACGUCCUCGCGGGCCCCGCGGAGGAUGUGCCUGCAAAUUGGGGCCGUGAUUCGUUAUUCCGGGGCAGCUUUCAAGUCUUGGAGAGGAGCAACGACGACAUUCCCGUCAGCGAGUAUGGGCCUAUACCCAAUUACCAGCUUUUUCAGAUCGACUCGGAGGAUAGUCUGCGGUCCCGCCUCUUCGACGACCAUCUGAAGACGCGAUUCCUGGGUUUUCCCGACAGGCCCUUUGUCUUGCAUGCGUGUCUGUCGAACAAUGACACCGGUGAGAUCUCCGCUCACUAUUCGCCCGACUGGAGGGACUGCGCCCAGGUGGUCAGGAUCUACAGCCCGUGUUUCAACCGAUUGUUCUUGCAGCAGAGAGUGCUGACCAUUGGAGAUCGGUCCGUGGCGCUCAACCUCCCGGCCAAAUACUCCUUCAUCUACGACGGCCGCAACAUCCACCUGGUCAUCCGGGAAGAAACUCUGGAACAACGAGUCAGGAAGCACGCCAGCGAUCGCUUCAUGACUGUCAAUCGGAAUAGCAUCCCUCUGUCUACGGCCUUUGCCGUCUGGGGCCUACGCUUCGGGGUGCUGCCCCUAGCAUGUCGCAACGAAAUCGAGACCGUGUGGCGCAGCAUGGCCUACCUGGCUGACGAGCUGUACCGCCGCUCAACCCUUGGCGUGCCCACUGCGCUCCUCGACCGGCAGGGCCUGGAGAUCCUGGCCGUGAGGCUGCACCGCCGGAGGAUCGACUACCACGGACGCAUCAUGUACCGGUCGUCGGGACCCAGCGGUGUGCAUCUCGAAGGCCGUCUAGUGUCCGUGGAACUGAUCGACGAACCCCUGCGCGGCAUGCGCAUCCGGACCGUGAUCGAAGUCACGAGCGACGUGACUCGCUUUCAUUUGAUCUGCCUGCGGCAUUCAGCCGACGAGUUCCGCCGCUUCGGCUGGUACUUCUCGAACCGCGGUGAUGAUCCGUCUGGCACCUAUUACGGCGUUGGCAUCGACCCUCUGCGCGAAUGGGUGCCUGGCAAGAUCAUCUACCAGCAGCGAACGAGUCAGGGUCCGCUCACUUUCGUCGUCGCAGAUGACAACACGGUGAAUGUCCACGUCGAUGACAAACGUCUGCACAGUCUGCUCUGGUCCCAUCACAGCAGCUACCCAUGGCCAGUGAGGCGUUACUGGCCCUUGACGAGCCUGGUGUCGCUGUUCCGGCAGUCAGUAACCCAUCCAGAGUGCGAUCAACAGGAGCUGUCCACACUGGUGCACCGGAUAUUUCAGCUUGAAGUCGACCGCAUGGCUCUCCUCCAGGCCCGAGACGACGUGCACGUGCACCAGGAGCAGUUCGUCCAUCAUCAGUUCGCGGUGGAGAUGUUCCGCCGCUCGAUCAUGCAUGAGAAGUCAACCAUAAAGACUCGAACUGCAGUCCCCCAGCCCUCUCACGCUGAGUGCGCUGGCACUCUGUACAACGUUGUCCCACGCCUGAACCACGGUGUCUUCUCUCUGGAAUGCUACUUUCUGUACUGGUCCCAGGCUCAUCAGACCACGUUCGGUCUCAUGAUUGAGGCAUUGGAAUGGCGCCACCUCGAUCCCUUCGUCGACUUUGAAGCCGUCGAGAUUUCCAUGGAGGGCGAAGAAGUCCCUCCGUACUGGGAUCCUCGUUGCGAGCACCUCUUCAAUGACGUCUGGCGAAGAGUGCCACUGCCCACUCCAACCACACCAUGCCCGCCACCCUCCUCCAGUGUUCCCUUCCACAUCCCGGCAUGCCGCAUGGGCGCGUUGCUGCGUCCGCUUGCAAGGGCGUUGGAGGCCAAUUGUUUUCCUGCGAAAGCAGACAACGUUGCCUCCCUUGUCCAAGCACAGUACAACAGCUUCUGUGCUCGCACCCAGUACGCCGCAUCAACGCCCCUGAUCCUGCAGAUCCUGGCGCAGUUCACGGCGUGGCACCAGACCCAGUUCAUCGACUCAAGUCGUCGGCGCCGCCUGGAUCUGUACAACAAUGCGUGUGCGGCACGUGAAGCUGUUGCGUGGGACGACAUCAGGAGGCAGCGCGAGGCGUUGGUGGAGAGUAGCUUCGAGCCCUGUGAUGUCCUCCUGCUCCUACUACUGGAGGUGGUCGUCGGCUGGGUCUUCGUCCAACACGACAAGCACCACAUGCUGCCAUCACCGGCAAACCACAUCAACUGGACAUACACGCUUUCACCGACCAUGGAUGAGCAGGUUCUGUCGAAUCUUGUCCUUGUGCUUCAGACCUUCACCACCGUCUUCGAGUGUGAACAUGUUGUCGAGAAGGUGGUGCCGGUGAUCAUGGAAUUGGACAUUGACCCAGCAAGUGGGAUUCACACGGACGAAUGGUACCUCCACUGGCGAGCGGUGAGAGAAGAGCGAGUAGACCGUCUUCCUAGCUCGACGGCGAUACCAAAUCCAGCAGAAGCAGCAGCAACCGCCUCAUCGCCGUCAGUCGAAGCUCUCGUAGUACUAGCGGUACCACUACCGGCAGUACCAUCAGCAGCACCACUACCAGCAUGA
This is a messenger RNA of Cladophialophora carrionii CBS 160.54, 2964 nucleotides long. RefSeq lists its product as uncharacterized. Bases 1 to 2964 code for a protein of 987 amino acids. The record is from RefSeq and is a predicted model, not a curated record. NCBI's taxonomy places the organism in Eukaryota, Fungi, Ascomycota, Eurotiomycetes, Chaetothyriales, Herpotrichiellaceae. The transcript is spliced from 4 exons.